This is a messenger RNA of Camponotus floridanus (Florida carpenter ant), 3639 nucleotides long. Its product is annotated as ribonucleases P/MRP protein subunit POP1-like. The transcript is spliced from 5 exons. NCBI's taxonomy places the organism in Eukaryota, Metazoa, Arthropoda, Insecta, Hymenoptera, Formicidae. The coding region runs from base 1158 to 3470 and encodes 770 amino acids. Gene Ontology annotation, cellular component: nucleolar ribonuclease P complex; ribonuclease MRP complex. The record is from RefSeq and is a predicted model, not a curated record. Gene Ontology annotation, biological process: tRNA 5'-leader removal.
UACAGUUUUUUGCACUUUCUGCUACAUAAAACUUAUGUUUUUUUCUUCUUUGUAUUGUUCCUAUAUAAUUUCAUUCCUUUCUACUUGGAUUUGCCGGUUCGGUGUCGUUACAUGUCAACAAUUAUUUGGAAUUUUAAAAACGGAGAUUCAAUCUCGUUUCACUCAUGAGAUUCUUUUCAUCCUCUUUAGACACAGUGAAUGAUCGAUUUCUCGAGAUAACAUUUUUUUUCCUAUUUUUUUCGAAUUUAUACGAUUCACAUUGACCCAGAGAAAUCGGGAAUAUUUUUAAUCGGAUCUAAAAGCCUAUCUAGAUAUAAUGCGGUUCAUGAAAUCGCGCGGAAAAAAGAACCAAUCAAUUUCUUGCGCUUGUAAAAAAUGUGACAAGCUGAUUGGCUGACGCUUUCCUCUCCCCUUACUUGAUUGGUUGAAUCAUCUUUCUUUCCCGCAUCGUGUCUAUGUAAGCUAACGUUCGCGCCAAAGAAGAUGUUGAUUCUGUUUCCAUGACUACCACAAAUUUCUAUGGUGAGGAGAGACACGAGGGCUUUGAAUUUCGUGCCUGCAUCAAACAUUAGAAAUGAAGAAGACGUCCCUUGUACCUUGCCAAUAAAAAAAAGAAGAAAAAAAAAAAUAUUAGCAUCUUAUAAAAUACUAUAAAAUUGCAUGAACGCGAUUUACUUGUUUAGUCCACGUGGAUUAACAGUCGUGUAAUUUUUAGGCGCGAAAAAAUGGUCAUGGCGAAGAAGAAGAAACAAUUUGACGAACUGAAAUUUUGGAAGGAUCCAAAAACCUUCCAUCUGAAAUGUCUAUCAUGUGAAUCAGCUCUUCUCAAGCUCGUGAAAUUUCCAAGGUGACAUCUUCGAUUGCUUCUGCUGCCUAGCGAGUUGGAUCUCAUGCGUUUUUAUAUUCAUCCAACACAUUUAUUCAACAACAACUUACUUUAAGAAGUAGUGCCUCUACCUUUUUAACUUGAUAGAAACAAUUAUUUUUCUAUCUCUUUUAAGAUUGACUUACUUUUUUUAUACAAUUUCUCAUAAAGAAAAUCCUCAGCAAACCAAGUUAAUAUUUCAAAAGCUUUAUAUAUAUAUAUAUACAGAUUUGUCAUAUUUUGUAAUGUUAAAAGCUUGCCACCUGGACUGUGAGAGGAACAUUUGGCAAAAAUGGCAGAGUCGGUGAGCAACCAAAAUUUACCAUCGACGAGUAAGCAGCAACCAUCCCAUGAGAAGAUCUGCUUAGAGACUCAUACCUGGCAUGCAAAACGUUUUCACAUGAUCGACAAGUGGGGAUAUAAAAUUCCAUAUUAUUUAAACGACAAGAGCCAUAAAGCCAGUAACAAUGGUGAAACAAAAUACUGCCUUUUACAAGAUAUUUCUUACUAUACCUGUAUCGAAAUAGUAGGAGAGAAAAAUUGGUUGGAAGCAGCUUUGGGGGAACAUUGUAAUCCCAAAAAAACUUUUGCAGAAAAGAUGUACACCAAUGGUCAGAGAGAAGGUACGAUAAUGUUCUUUAAAAAGAAUGGCUAUCCACAGUUCCCUAUUGGUUACGUGAACUUUUUCUGGAAGCUAAGCGAGACAAACAUUAAAACCAUUUGGAUAUGGGUACAUCCUGCUUUUUAUAGUGAUUUUCUUAGUGAGAUUAUAUCUAGUUUUGAGUUUAAACAGAAUAACGUUGAACAAAAUAAAACUGACAUUUCACACAAUUUAAAUGAUUUGUACACAAAUAAUGCAGGCUGUGAAAUGCGUGUAUUAAAAUGUGCAUUAAAUAGAUUCAGACUUUCUAGGCUUGAAGCUGUAACUGUACUAACAGAAGCAUUACAUGUACCAUCUGUAACUGAACUUGAUUUGGAUUUGGAAAAUUACCCCAUGAGAGAAGAACAGGAUAGCUCGUUAAAUGAUGAAAAACUAGAUACAACAUCAACAGGUAAUAAUGUGCAACCUGUGGAGAAAAUAGUAAUUGAUGAAAAUGAAAAAGAUACCAAAGAUUUGACUAUACAAGAUCUUAAGGAAAAAAUGUGGCAUACUAAAUAUUAUAAAGAAAGAGAAAAUAUAGAAGCCUUUAAGAUGCAAGAGCAAAUGUGGCAAAGGAUGAAGGUUUUGGGAUCACCAAGUUUUUUGUUAUCAAAUAUGAUUAUUGGAUUAACCGUUACAGAUCCACGCUUUUAUUUACCUCCAAGAAAGACGGAAACUGAGAUUCCUUCAUCUGCUGAAAACUUACGUUGUCAGUUACCAACUGACUUAAGUCGUUCUCCUAUUUGGGAUGCACAAAUACGUCAUAUCGUAAGCAAUUCUUGUGUAUCCACAAACACAAUUGACAAGUUUAUGGAUGCAGCUAGUAUAUCAGAUCCACAUUUUAAUAAGGAUGCAGUGGCAAAAAUACCGAUACUUCUUAUACAGAAACCAACAGAAGCUUCUUUAGGUUUAAAUUACAGGAUAGAUAUUAUUAUACCAUCUAGAUGGGCAAUGGCAUUUUGGAUUGCACUUAUAACGCAAUCUCCAUUAGUAGGCGGACUUCGACAAACCAAAUUAAUAAUUUUUGAAAGUUUAGGAACAUACGUACCUGAUAUUAAUGAUCCCGAUACUCCAGCUUACAUGAGAGGCGCGUCGAAAAGAAAGAAGAUAUUAACCAACAAAUAUUUUUCUCAUUCACCAAACCAAAGAGUUAAUUUUAUCAAAUUUGGCAUUCGUAGUCCUUUCUUCUGCGAUUGGAAAAAUUUAACCAAAGGCUGGUCGGACGUUAAAGAUUUUUACGUUCUGCGACACUUUAGACUUUUAGCAUAUUUAAGAAACGAAAUUGAAAGUAAUAAACGUAAGAAUGCAAGGUCCAAAUCAACUGUCCAAGAGUCAGAAUUCGAUUUUCAAAAAUUCGAUAAAUAUAAAAAUUGCCUGGUACGAGUCGGAUUGUCUAUGGUGAGCGAAGGAACGCCGAAGGAGUUCGCGAUCAUAUGUAUGCCGAAACGCAAAGAUUUGAGAAGAUUCCAAAAUAAUAAAAAUUAUGAUGGGCCUGUCGAAAAAUAUCACACCGAUCCGAAUGAAAACUUCCGCAAAAUAUUAUUUAAAUUAUACUUGAUGCAGAUGAAACAACUAAGACGGGACAGAGUUGAACUGGAGAAAACGUUCCAAGAUAAUGUAUUGCCGGAGGAAGUUCAUUCCAUUCAGGACGAGAUUAAUCGUGCAUUACUCUUAGAAUUUCGCAAAAUUAUAUCAGAUGAUUUUGCGGAAAGAAUAAGAAAAUGGUAUCUUCCAAAAUCGACGGAAGUUCGCCAUUCCUGCGAUAGAGAAGUCAUGGGAUACGUAACGAUAGGCAGUUAUUCACUUCUUCGUGCGAAAGGUAUUGGCAUCGGAUAUGUUACAUUACCCUCGUUACUCGAAAUUAUUCGUAAAAAGUCUAACAUUGUUCUUGUUAGGAAUACUAAAGAUCUACAGUAUAGAUUAGCACGUUUAAAAAUAUUAGUAGAUAUUAAUGAUAAAUAUUAGUAGAUAUUAAUUAUUAGUAGAUAAGUGUAGCAUCAUAAGUAUAUUUUUUACUUUAUGUACAUUUUAUCUUAUUACCAGAUUCCGGAUCUCAGGGCCGUUUUCCCCACUCCUAGUUCAUGUUAGCGGCCAAGCGCCGCAGGAAACAGUACCGUCUAUGAUCUAUAUAUCU